Messenger RNA from Linderina pennispora, 189 nucleotides. RefSeq names its product cytochrome c oxidase, subunit VIb. The record is from RefSeq and is a predicted model, not a curated record. Gene Ontology annotation, cellular component: respiratory chain complex IV; mitochondrion. NCBI's taxonomy places the organism in Eukaryota, Fungi, Kickxellomycota, Kickxellomycetes, Kickxellales, Kickxellaceae. The transcript has a single exon. The annotation marks the transcript as partial.
AUGUCUGAGGAAAUUAAGCUUGACACCCCCAAGUUCGACGCGCGCUUCCCGAACGUCAACCAGACCAAGCGCUGCUGGCAGAAUUACUUCGAUUACACCCGCUGCGUCGAGGCCAAGGGUGAGGACUUUGCCCCGUGCAAGCAGUUCCUCAAGGCAUACAACGCGCUGUGCCCGAACGAGUGGGUAAGU